Plasmodium coatneyi is the source of this 783-nucleotide messenger RNA. RefSeq lists its product as uncharacterized. Gene Ontology annotation, biological process: microtubule-based movement. The transcript has 3 exons. Gene Ontology annotation, molecular function: dynein intermediate chain binding. Gene Ontology annotation, cellular component: cytoplasm; cytoplasmic dynein complex. Bases 184 to 783 code for a protein of 199 amino acids. Lineage: Eukaryota; Apicomplexa; Aconoidasida; Haemosporida; Plasmodiidae. The record is from RefSeq and is a predicted model, not a curated record.
GGGGGAAAGAGUAUAAUUUCUCGAACACACUCGAAAUACCACCCUUUGAGGAACAAUUUGCCAUCCAGCGAAAGCGGUAAAUAAGACAAAAUUUGCCCCAUUCGUAGGCCAUCUUUAAAGGAUACCAACAUCCUACUUACCACACACACCUGCAACUGUCGCAACAACCUCGGGGGCAAUAAAAUGAAUGGAAGUAGUAAAGGAAACACGAAAAAUGAGGAAAGUAACGAUAAUGAAAAAAAUAACAAAGAGGAGAAUAAAAUAAAUGUGGGGGGGUUUCAAUUCUUUGCUAAUACCUGCGAAGAGAAGUUAAAACUUUUUUUGGAAAAUUAUUUCAGCGCGAAAAGCAGCGCGGAUUUAACCUUCAAAGCAGAAAAUCAAGUGGUGGGAAUACACACAGGUGGUAGCGAUGAAACCAGUGGCGAAGCAGAUGGAAACGAGGGACACACAAACUGCAAUAGUAAUGACCAUAUGGCGAAUGACUCCUCCUACGAGAACGAAGACAAGCAGGAAAAUUACUUUGAAAAGAACCCCCCCAUCAAAAGCAAUUACGACAAAAUAGCCAUCAACCUGGUGGAUGAAGUGCAGAAGUUCAUAAAGCCCUACGUCAAUGAGCGGCACAAAAUUGUCGUCCAAGGAAUUAUCGGGGAGAACAGGAAGCAGGGGAUUCACGUUGCCUCCAAGUCCCUCUGGAACGUCGAAACAGAUAACUACAUUUCGGCCAAGUACGUCAACGAUUUCAUUUUUGUCACCGUGAUGGUCUUCCUUUUGUACAACGAAUGA